This is a messenger RNA of Paecilomyces variotii, 968 nucleotides long. RefSeq lists its product as hypothetical. Gene Ontology annotation, molecular function: oxidoreductase activity. The record is from RefSeq and is a predicted model, not a curated record. The coding region runs from base 254 to 838 and encodes 194 amino acids. Lineage: Eukaryota; Fungi; Ascomycota; Eurotiomycetes; Eurotiales; Thermoascaceae. The transcript has a single exon.
UUAGCUUUAACGGACAGGAUGCGUGGAGUAGCAACGUGCCUUACCAGAUCUAGAUUGUAGCAAGGAGGGGUAAUUAGAAACUGAUCGAUCGACCUACCUACCUAGUAGUUAAUACUCUAUCGUCCUUAUAAUACUCUUAGCCAGGUAUUUACUCAUUCUUAUCCUCUAUCCUUUCUUAAUUUACCUCAUCUCUAUAAACCAGAUAAUCAUACUCACCAUAUAAAUACUCAAAGCAACAAACGAGACAGAAACCAUGGACCAAUCUUUCAAAGACAAAGUCUACGCAAUAACCGGCGUUUCAGGAAUCGGCCUCGCAGUAGCCCGCCAGCUACAUUCUCGCGGCGCUCUCCUCUCCCUCGCAGACAUCGAUCCCUCAGCUCUAUCAUCAGCUUUUGCUGAGCUCGGCUCCGACGCUUCCACUAUUCUUACCACAGCCGUCGAUGUGAGAUCCGCCACGCAAGUCAACGACUGGAUAGCAGCUACGGUGCAGAAAUUCGGUCGUCUCGAUGGCGCAGCGAACAUGGCGGGCGCAAUUGGGAAGUACCACGGGAUCAGGGACUUGAUUGAUCAGGACGAUGACGAGUGGGCGUUGAUCAUGGGCGUGAACCUGACGGGGUUGAUGCAUUGUCUACGCGCGCAGCUGAAAGCGAUUAGAGAAGAUGGAAAGGAAGGAGUCGAGGGACGAGGAAGUAUUGUGAAUGCGGCGAGCAUUCAGGGUGUGAGGGGCUUUGCGCAGCAUGCAGCGUAUAGUGCGAGUAAACAUGGGGUGGUGGGCUUGACGAGAUCGGUUGCAAAGGAGGUCGCGCCGGCUAUUAGAGUGAAUGCAGUUGCGCCGUAAGUGUUUCUCUUUUUUUCUUUUUAUUGUUAUUCUGCUGCUCUGGUGCGUGCGGGGUGCUACUUCAUAAUAGUUCUGCGUGCUAAUAAUGAAAUAAUGUAUUCUUCUAGAGGAUCGAUUCAAACACCGCUGC